Molecule: messenger RNA, 4668 nt
Organism: Solenopsis invicta (red fire ant)
Lineage: Eukaryota; Metazoa; Arthropoda; Insecta; Hymenoptera; Formicidae
Exons: 4
Coding region: 1-4668 (1555 amino acids)
Biological process (GO): DNA integration
Molecular function (GO): nucleic acid binding
Source: RefSeq, a predicted model, not a curated record
AUGACUCACGUUAUACACGUUUGUCACGAAGGGCGAACGAUAGAAUUCCUAGCCGAGGAGAGAUCGGACGAGUUUCGGACAAUAGCCGAAUAUUUAAGUACAGGCGACAUCCUCGCCAAGUGCGACCAGAACAUCCAAGUUAGCGGCAGAGCAGACGGCGAGGUCGCAGCGUUCGCGGAGAAGCAAAUCCUCAACAAGCGAGCACAUCGCGGGACGAUCGAGCCAUAUCAGCCGAAGAGUCGAGCGUGGAAUCUUGAGCAUCGACCACGUCAAUACAAAUCGCAAAUAACGAAUCUCACGAAUCUCCUUGACAAGGGUGCGGUAGAUAACGCGGCAUUGAAACUACGAAUCGCUCGUUUAACCGAUGUAUAUCACUCGUUCGAAGAUCAGAAUCUCGAGCUCGAGGUAUUGGAUCCGAACGAUAACCAUCAAGAAGAAUUUUUAUGUUUACAAACCCGCUUUUUCGAUCUCGCGGGCAGAAUCGAGAGCAUCUUGAACGUCGGGAACGCGUCGGAUCCCAGCACGUCGAGUAACGCAUCACAGAGCGACGCCGCGGAUUCCGUAACCGCCGUGAAAAAACGGCGGAUCAAAUUACCUGAGGCUCCGCUGCCUACUUUCGACGGCAGAUUUGAAAGUUGGCUAUCAUUCAAAAAUGCUUUUCGUAGUAUGAUCGGCGAUCAGAACGAUCUAACAGACAUCGAUAAAUUACAUUAUUUAAGAUCGGCAUUAAAGGGAGAAGCCGCGAAUAAAAUAAAAAUCCUCGAAAUAGACGGAAUAAGUUACGCGAAGGCAUGGGAACUAUUAGAGCGCUCUUAUGAAGUUAAGCGAAUUUUGGUCCAUCGGCACAUUUCGUGCAUCGUAAAUUUACCCGCAUUAGAUAAAGAGAGCACAGCCGGCUUAACUAAAUUGGCCGAUGACACGCAACAACAUCUCGCUUCGCUAGCCGCGUUAGGAGCGUCGGUCGGAACCGACAUGAUCGUUUACCACCUUGAGAGCUUGCCGGUGACGGCACAUUCUUUAUCCAUCGGCGCAUUGGAUGGCUUGAAUACGGAAUCAAAGGGCCUCGUGCAUGUGACUAUACGAUCAACACAAAACAAUUUUUCCAAAAAAUUAACAUGCUUAACGAUUCCAACUAUCGUGGAUUUAAUUCCCUCGGAGGUCUUUCCGCGAGACUCAAUAAAAAUUCCUCCAAAUAUCAAGUUAGCAGAUCCUGAUUUUCAUCUACCGCGACCAAUCGAUUUGUUAAUUGCUUCGGGCGCGACCUUGUCUCUAUUUUCCGUCGGUCGAAUUAAUCUGUCACCCGAAGGGGACGAUUUAUAUUUGCAAAAGACGCGUCUCGGAUGGGUAGCCGCCGGAGGUGCGUCGUUGCAACCUCCGUCGAAGUCUGCAUGCUACUUAACAACGUUGGAAACCCAAUUAACAAAAUUUUGGACAAUCGAGGAAGUCGCGGAGGAUAAAUUGAAAUCUGAUGAGGAAAUCGAGUGCGAAGCACAUUUUGUAAAGACUGUUUCUCGCGAUAAUACAGGACGGUACACAGUUAGUUUACCGUUUCGCAGGACAAAUCAACGUAUUGGCGAAUCGCGGACAAUGGCACUUAAUCGUUUAGCGUCAUUGGAGCGCAAAUUCAACGCGAACUCAGCAUUCCGAGAGGAGUACACGCGGGUAAUUGAGGAACACGUGAAGUCAGGGCAUAUUUCAUUAACAAAAGAGUUCAGCGAUGACGGAUACUAUAUGCCUCACCAUGCCGUAAUUAAAAAUACCAGCAACACUACUAAAUUACGAGUAGUGUUUGACGCGUCGGCGAAGUCGAGGAACGGCGUGUCGUUAAAUGACGUAUUGCUGGUCGGACCAACAAUACAAGAUAAAUUAUUUUCGCAUUUGAUUCGAUUCCGUACAUACAAAUACGUCAUUACCGCGGACAUCGAAAAGAUGUACCUGCAAGUAUUGUUACAAGAUAAUGAUCGGCGUUAUCAACGGUUUCUUUGGCGCAAAAACGAUAACGUGGAAACGUAUCAAAUUAAUAAAUUGGCAUUUGGUGUAUCGUCUUCGCCAUUUCUCGCUAUUCGUGUCCUUCAAAAACUCGCUGACGAUGAAGCGCACGCAUUUCCCAUCGCCGCCCGAGUGAUCAAGUCUCAUCUAUACGUGGAUGAUUUGUUAUCCGGAGCCGACAGCAUCGAAGAAGCGCGGGCGAUCAGAGACGAGAUAAUCGCAUUGUUAGCGCGAGGCGGGUUCUCUAUUCGGCAAUGGGCGGCGAACGAUGAGCGCAUCGUCAAUGAUUUGGCAACGAGUGUAUUACACGCGAAAUUCACGUUCAAUGAGGAUAGAUCUUUCAAAACACUAGGCAUCACGUGGAGUACGGACGGCGACGAAUUGCGUUAUUCGAUAAAUCCGAUCAAAAUCACAGAAAGAAUUACUAAACGGAACAUAUUAUCGGAAAUCGCGAAAAUAUACGAUCCGCUGGGGUUACUGGGUCCCGUGAUAUUGUAUGCGAAGAAAAUGAUGCAAGAUGUAUGGCGGUGCGGAUUGCAUUGGGACGAAUCCGUUCCCCAGAACGUACACACUGAUUGGACGGAAUUUGCGAGACAAUUAGAAGAGUUAAAUGAGGUUUCGUUUGACCGCAAAUUAUUCGGAGAUGAUUACGAUGAAGUACAGAUACACGGAUUUUGCGACGCAAGUAACGUCGGUUACGGGGCAUGUGUGUAUGCACGGACGCGCGGAAAAAAUAAAAAUGUAACCGCUAGAUUGUUAUGCGCCAAAUCUCGAGUCGCGCCGUUGAAAACGAUUACGAUACCACGGCUCGAACUAUGCGGCGCAUUGUUAUUAGCGCGACUGUAUCGUGAAGUAAGCAAAGCAUUAAACAUUGUUCCUGUUAAAACAAUUUGCUGGUGCGAUUCAACUAUUGCAUUGCACUGGAUAAGAACACAGCCUCAUCUCCUCAAAACGUACGUAGCUAACCGAGUCGCCGAAAUACAGGAACUCGUCGGGUCACACAUGUGGCGGCACGUUCGAUCCGAAGACAAUCCCGCGGAUGCGAUCUCGAGAGGCCAAUUACCGCGAGCGUUUACACAGAAUGAAAUGUGGUCGUCCGGGCCUUCGUGGUUAGUCGAGGAGGAAGAGAAAUGGCCAAGACAAGAUCCCCAAAAAAUCGAAAUACCAGAACUAAAAAAGAAUGUUUGUUUAAUAGCCGAGAUACGUGACUUCGACUUAAUUAAUAAGUAUUCCUCCUAUUACAGAUUGCGUAAAAUUGUGGCGUAUUGCCGUCGUUUUCGGACUCGUAAGGAACAUUCCGGUCCACUACACGCGAAAGAAUUAGACGAAGCAGAAAUUCGAGUGUUAAAAUUGUUACAGGGUAGUCGUUUUACCGACGAGAUCGCUAAGUUAAAAAAUAACAAGUUGAGUCAUACGAAUAAAAUCGCCAAUUUAAACCCGUUUCUCGACGAAAAUGGGGUAAUCAGAGUCGGAGGACGGCUUCAGGCUUCGAAUAGACCAUUCGCGCAAAAACAUCAGAUUUUGCUUCCUAGCCGACAUAGUUUAACGGAUAGCAUCAUUCGCGAAACACAUGAAAAAUAUCAUCAUCCCGGGAUAGUAACGACCUUACAUCUCGUUCGUCAAAAAUUCUGGUUGCUCGAUGGCAGGAACCAAGUACGAAAAAUCAUACGCUCCUGCGUUCGAUGCUUUCGAUUCAAUGCCCAAGUAGUCGAACACAAAAUGGGAAAUCUCCCAAUCACACGCGUACAGGAAGCAAUACCGUUCACCAACACUGGUAUCGAUUUCUGUGGGCCAUUUUAUAUUAAGGAACGAAAAUUCAGAAACCGAACGCGAAUCAAAGUUUACAUAUGCAUAUUCGUGUGCAUGUCGGUCAAAGCGGUGCAUCUUGAGCUCGUGAGCGAUUUGUCGUCCGAGGGCUUCAUUGCAGCGCUGCGACGAUUUGUUGCAAGGCGCGGGAUGCCAGCGCACAUUCACUCCGACAACGGUAGCAAUUUCGUGGGCGCGAACAACCAACUAAAGGAACUGUAUGCAUUGUUUAAUUCUGAACAACACCAGACUGUGCUAAGUCAGUUCAUAAGCGAUCAUAAAAUUACUUGGCAUUUUAUACCUCCCGCCGCUCCACAUUUCGGUGGAAUUUGGGAGUCAAUGGUCAAACUUUUUAAGCACCACUUUAAACGAGUUGUAGGAGAUUCGUUAUUUACAUUUGAACAGUUAAAUACAUUUAUUACUGAAGUCGAAGGCAUUCUUAAUUCGCGGCCGAUCACAUCUUUGUCCUCCGAUCCGAAUGACUUGCUUGUGCUGACUCCCGCUCAUUACUUAAUCGGCAAACCAUUAACCACCCUUCCGGAGGGCGAUUUAUCAUGUGUUCCAGCGAAUCGGUUAUCCGUAUGGCAACACAUUUCGAAAGUCCGACAGGACUUUUGGGCUCGAUGGAAUUUGGAGUACUUAAAUGAGCUCCAAAUACGCAACAAAUGGACGAAGGACGGACCGAAGCUCGAAACGGGGACUAUUGUCUGCAUCAAGGACAAAAAUCUGCCCUGUAAUCAGUGGACACUGGGUAGGAUCGUGGAAACACAUCCGGGUGCAGACGGAAUAGUACGAGCCGCCACCAUAAAGACGGCCACCGGCGUCAUCAAGCGAGCGGCAAAGGCCUUAUGCCCACUCCCUAUCGAGCGAUAA